AUGCAGGCUCCGAACGUCGCGGCCGCGGCAGCCGCCACUCCUGCAAAUGAGAUUGCGGCGACUGUAGACGCUGAUAACCAUGAUGAAGGUAUUGAUGCCGAUGGGGAGGAAAGCUCACAGGCAGAUACAGAGAGUAUCCGCACUACCUCUACGGCUUCUUUGAGCGAAAGCAUCACUGAGUACCGUCGCAUACAUGGGAGAACCUUUUCCCAAAAGACAGACUACUGGGGUCCCAAUGACGAGAAGCAGAACGAAGCGCUGGACAUUGCUCACUAUUGGGAAAUCGUUUUCUUCGAUGACAAACUGUUCUUGGCGCCUAUUGGCGACAGCCCGCAAAAAGUCCUCGAUCUCGGAACUGGAACUGGUAUCUGGGCUAUCGAUUUCGCCGACGAAUUUCCGUCUGCUCAAGUCACUGGUGUCGACAUUUCUCCCAUUCAGCCUGGCUGGGUUCCUCCGAACUGUAAAUUCCAAGUUGACGACAUCGAGCAGUCGUGGACGUGGUCCGAGGACUUCGACUUCAUUCAUAUCCGCCACCUUGAAGCCAGUAUCGCGGAUUGGCCGGCAUUGUACAAACAAGCUUUCGAUCAUCUGGUUCCUGGAGGCUAUGUCGAAGUCAAGGAAUUCGAUAUCACGACUCGAUCGCAGCUUUACGGUGACGAUAUCCCUAAAGACCAUGUCUUCAGUCGGUGGGCGCCAGUCUUUUUUGAGGCAGCUGACAAGCUCGGUAAGACGCUGACCCAGACCCACAACCGCGGCAUUGCCAGAGCUCUUGAAGCAGUCGGCUAUGUCGACAUCGUUGAGAAGAGAUAUUCCAUCCCUAUUGGUGCUUGGCCUAAGGAUCCAAAGAUGAAGGAGGUUGGCGAGUGCAAUUUGCUGUACAAUGAUCAAUCACUUGAGGGAUUUGCCUUAUUCUUGCUCAAGGAGAUCAUGGGGUGGGAGUAUGCCGAGAUCAUCGUCUUCGUUGCAGAGAUGCGUAAAGCCCUCAGAGAUCCAAAGCUCCAAGCGUAUUUCCACCUCCACGUUGUUUACGCACGCAAGCCCGAGAAGCAGGAGGAAGCUCAGGCCUAA
Molecule: messenger RNA, 1068 nt
Organism: Colletotrichum tamarilloi
Lineage: Eukaryota; Fungi; Ascomycota; Sordariomycetes; Glomerellales; Glomerellaceae
Product: UMTA
Exons: 7
Coding region: 1-1068 (355 amino acids)
Molecular function (GO): methyltransferase activity
Source: RefSeq, a predicted model, not a curated record